This is a messenger RNA of Nymphalis io (European peacock), 1056 nucleotides long. RefSeq names its product ADP-ribosylation factor-like protein 5B (gene Arl5). Gene Ontology annotation, molecular function: GTP binding; GTPase activity. Gene Ontology annotation, cellular component: trans-Golgi network; cytoplasm. Gene Ontology annotation, biological process: intracellular protein transport; vesicle-mediated transport; protein localization to Golgi membrane. The transcript is spliced from 6 exons. The record is from RefSeq and is a predicted model, not a curated record. The coding region runs from base 336 to 875 and encodes 179 amino acids. NCBI's taxonomy places the organism in Eukaryota, Metazoa, Arthropoda, Insecta, Lepidoptera, Nymphalidae.
UCUGUAUUUCAUGUGUUAGUGUCGAUUGAUAUUGAUAAAAACCUCAAUGUAGAUUUUAAAUCAGGUAUACACAUAAUAAGGCUCGCUUAAGUCUGCUUGAAACGACGCCUAUCUAACAUAUUUUUUGGAAUUAUAACUAUAACAGAAGAACUCAUUAUGAUGUUACUACUGAGAAUCCAUGUAAAUGAUAUGAAGCACUUUAAAAAUUAUUAGUUAUUAAGUUUAUUGUCUUAUAGUGAAUACAAAUUUAAAAACAUUUGGAGACGAUGUCAAUAUUGAACUAAAAUAAUAAGUCUUUGUCGUAGAAAUCAUACAUUGGUUUUUUUAUAAUCAUUAUGGGACUGCUUUUUUCAAAAAUAUGGAGCUUGUUCGGAAACGAAGAACACAAGUUAGUACUUGUUGGUUUAGAUAAUGCUGGUAAAACAACAAUACUUUAUCAGUUGCUUCUUGGUGAGGCCGUUCAUACAAGGCCAACUAUUGGCUCCAAUGUAGAGGAAGUAGUAUGGAGGAACCUUCGUUUUGUGAUGUGGGACCUGGGAGGACAACAGAGUCUACGCUCUGCUUGGACUACAUACUACACAAACAGUGAAUUUGUGAUAAUGGUGAUUGACUCAACCGAUCGACAAAGAUUAAAUAUAAGCCGUGAGGAACUGCACAGAAUGCUCUCGCACGACGAACUCAGCAAGGCAUGCCUCUUAGUCUUUGCUAACAAACAGGACGUGAAGGGGUCGAUGACGGCGGCGGAGAUUUCAGAGCAGUUGGAUCUCACUUCCAUUAAACAGCAUCCGUGGCACAUCCAGGCCUGUUGCGCGCUCACCGGCGAGGGCUUGCACAUGGGCCUCGAGUGGAUCGCGAGCCGAAUUAAAAAGAAGUGACGACCCGGCGGAGGGAGGCUCGUUGAUAAAUAUUAAUACUGAUGUUAAUUUUGUCGAUAUUGGAGUAUAUUUUUUAAAACAUUUGAAACUAAAUCCUAUUCUUCUCGUCUGAUUUUACUCUAUUAUAUAUUGUAAUAAACGAACUAUCCAUUAGACAUAAAUAAAAAUUGUUUGUCUCGAU